AUGUUCACUUUCCAAAAAUUUCCGGACACCCACCCAGGACAACCCGUCAGGCUGAUCCUCCCAGAGGGAUACAAGUUAUCCACUGUGGGGGCGACCAAAGGCGGCGACGUCAUCUUUGGGUUCAUCAACCACAAGGACUUCGCCGCCUCCGAGAAAGAAACCACAAGUCCUCAAGAGACACUCCCCACACCCAUACCACCACAGUCACCAGACCAGACAGGAUAUCCUUCCCCAUCCACACCCAGACGCUCCCCAUCACUAGUCUCUUCUCCAGAACCCACCAGUUUACAUUCAUCUCCCUCUUUACCAGCCUCUUCUCCCCCAGAAUCUAUCAGCUUUGCUUCAUCUGCCCCAUCCACAGCAAUAUUCCCCCUGCAGGAUAUCCACUCACCUCCCCAAUCUUCCUCCCCCCAACGCACGGUAAUCUUCCCACUCCCUAAUGUCGAUGCGCCUUCACACUCUCCUCCACCCGUACCAUCUCAGACCCCGAUAUCUACAGAAACCUCUCAAUCUACAACAGGCCAUGAAUACAGAAUCAGAUUGUCAUCCUUAACGAGAGAGACACAGCAGUCACUCCCCACAUCCAUAUCUGUACAGUCACCGUUCGAGGAUCAGAAAGAACAUCCUUCCCCAUCCAUACACAGACGCUCUCCAUCACCAGCCUUUUCUCCUCCAGAAUCCGCCACCUUCCCUUCAUCUAUCCCAUUACCAACGUCUUCUCCUUUAGAAUCUACCAGUUUACAUUCAUCUGUCUCACUACCAGCUGCUUCUCCCCCAGAAUCCAUCAGUUUCCCCCCAUCAACAGCAAUAUUCCCCCUGCAGGAUGCCCAUUCACCCCUCCAGUCUUCCUCCCCUAAUCGCACAGCAAUCUUCCCCCUCCCUAAAGUCGAUGCGCCUUCAGUAUCUCAGCCACCCGAACCAUCUCAGACCUCGACACCCACAGAAACCUCUACUCAGUACCUCUACACCCACAGAAACUUCUCCUCAACCUACAACAGGCCAAGAAUACAGAACCAGAUGGUCAUCCUUAGUGAGAGAGUCACUCACCACCAAGCUAUCAUCUUUAAGAAGCAGUGUCUUCAGCACAGCGGAACAACACUCUCGCCCUAUCCUGCUUGUCGUCAUGCUCAUACUGUUGCGGGACAACCCGUCAGGCUGAUCCUCCCAGAGGGAUACAAGUUAUCCACUGUGGGGGCGACCAAAGGCGGCGACGUCAUCUUUGGGUUCAUCAACCACAAGGACUUCGCCGCCUCCGAGAAAGAAACCACAAGUCCUCAAGAGACACUCCCCACACCCAUACCACCACAGUCACCAGACCAGACAGGAUAUCCUUCCCCAUCCACACCCAGACGCUCCCCAUCACUAGUCUCUUCUCCAGAACCCACCAGUUUACAUUCAUCUCCCUCUUUACCAGCCUCUUCUCCCCCAGAAUCUAUCAGCUUUGCUUCAUCUGCCCCAUCCACAGCAAUAUUCCCCCUGCAGGAUAUCCACUCACCUCCCCAAUCUUCCUCCCCCAAACGCACGGUAAUCUUCCCACUCCCUAAUGUCGAUGCGCCUUCACACUCUCCUCCACCCGUACCAUCUCAGACCCCGAUAUCUACAGAAACCUCUCAAUCUACAACAGGCCAUGAAUACAGAAUCAGAUUGUCAUCCUUAACGAGAGAGACACAGCAGUCACUCCCCACAUCCAUAUCUGUACAGUCACCGUUCGAGGAUCAGAAAGAACAUCCUUCCCCAUCCAUACACAGACGCUCUCCAUCACCAGCCUUUUCUCCUCCAGAAUCCGCCACCUUCCCUUCAUCUAUCCCAUUACCAACCUCUUCUCCUUUAGAAUCUACCAGUUUACAUUCAUCUGUCUCACUACCAGCUGCUUCUCCCCCAGAAUCCAUCAGUUUCCCCCCAUCAACAGCAAUAUUCCCCCUGCAGGAUGCUCAUUCACCUCUCCAGUCUUCCUCCCCUAAUCGCACGGCAAUCUUCCCACUCCCUAAAGUCGAUGCGCCUUCAGUAUCUCCACUAUCCGUACCAUCUCAGACCUCGAUACCCACAGAAACCUCUACUCAGUCUACAACAGGACAAAAAUACAGAAUCAGAUGGUCAUCCUUAGCGAGAGACAGACAACAUUCACUCCCCACAUCCAUAUCUGUACAGUCACCGUUCAAGGAUCAGAAAGAAUCUCCUUCCUCAUCCAUACCCACACACUCUCCAUCGCCAGACUUUUCUUCCCCAGAAUCCAUCAGCUUCCCUUCAUCUGCCCCAUCAACAGCAAAAUUCCCACUGCAGGAUGGCCACUCACUUCUCCAGUCUUCCUCCUUUCAAGGCACGGCAAUCUUCCCACUCCCUAAAGUCGAUGCGCCUUCAGUAACUCAGCCACCCGUACCAUCUCAGACCUCUACAUCCACAGAAACCUCUCUUCAACCUACAACAGGCCAAGAAUACAGAACCAGAUGGUCAUCCUUGGCACACCCAUCAUAUCCCGCCAACGGCAUUCCUAAGAAGCCGCCACCCAGCCCGUUCACCCAUCAUAGGCCACCAACGGCAUUCCUUAGAAGCCGCCACCCAGCCCAUUCACCCAUCAUAGGCAACCAACGGCAUUCCUUAGAAGCCGCCACCCAGCCCAUUCACCCAUCAUAG
Molecule: messenger RNA, 2631 nt
Organism: Scylla paramamosain (green mud crab)
Lineage: Eukaryota; Metazoa; Arthropoda; Malacostraca; Decapoda; Portunidae
Exons: 4
Coding region: 1-2631 (876 amino acids)
Source: RefSeq, a predicted model, not a curated record